This is a messenger RNA of Thermothelomyces thermophilus ATCC 42464, 4136 nucleotides long. RefSeq lists its product as uncharacterized. The coding region runs from base 369 to 3977 and encodes 1202 amino acids. Gene Ontology annotation, cellular component: cytoplasm; nucleus; cytosol. Gene Ontology annotation, molecular function: ATP binding; protein serine/threonine kinase activity. The record is from RefSeq and is a predicted model, not a curated record. Lineage: Eukaryota; Fungi; Ascomycota; Sordariomycetes; Sordariales; Chaetomiaceae. The transcript is spliced from 4 exons. Gene Ontology annotation, biological process: intracellular signal transduction; negative regulation of glycogen biosynthetic process; protein phosphorylation.
GCGCCGUGGCUUGGUCUUUCAGUUAACUAAGCGGCAGCGCGGCUCGAGAACCCCACCAACCAUUUUCUCCAUCGAUCAACGACUUGACCACCAUCUAGCUACAUAUUCCCUCCCUUUCCCCUCAUUUGCCCCGUGAAAAAUCGCCCUCUUUUCCUCUUCGUUAUUCAUAGCUCCGGGAUCAGACUGUUUGCUUAAUUAUGCCAGGGAUAUGUGGCGGAAAUCCAGAUCAUGGUGAGUCGAGUGCCUUGCGCCGCUGCCAAUCAUGCAGCCCUGGGCGGCGCAUCCAGAAAUCCAGAAGCCAAUAUAUUAUCGUUCCGCGUGAGUACGUUAGUCAGGCUCGAGCUGACCUUGAGGCGCACCACUUUCCCAUGGCAGGCGGAGACACCCAACACGGCGCUGAGGCCCCCGGCCGCGAGAGGCUCGCGCCGACUUUGCAAAUACCCAAGAACAGGAGCACCGGGAACCUCGGGACGGUGGCCGAUGACGACAGGGCUGGAAGGCCUCGCAUCCGCUUCUCGUUCGAUGCCGGUGCCGCCGCGGUAGAGCACGAAACAAUGACAAGCUCGAUCGUAACGGACCAUGACCUGGGCCUGGGCAUGUCCGGGCUCCGGCGCAUACGUCAACAGCCCAAUGCGUUGCGGACGCCCACCAUGCCGCUCGCGGGCAAUCGGACGCCCUCCCUCGGCGAUUCGGCAAGGUCCGCCUCCACGAGCGUCUCCCUCGACCACUCCGUGUCGCUUUCUUCAUACCCGGCCUCUCCCACGUUUGCCGAUGAUCUCUCCCGCUUUCCGUCAGAAUCACUGCAUUCCUUCUCCUUCGCCCAUCAGUCCGAAGACUUGAUCCACAGCCGUCAAAACGUCCUUAAGCGGUCCAUGGAGUUUAUGAGGGACCGGAUGGCGUGGUCGGCCUCGUUGAACGCCGGGAUAGCGAGUGCUCAAGCACGCGCGACGGGUGAUGUGGCAGCCCAGACCAUGCUGGAUCUGCUGUCACGAGCCCAUCUAGUCGGCGCUGGGAACCUUCCCAACACGGACCCUAACCUCCUCACCGGGCCAUUAACGGGGCCGGCAACGACCUCGAAUGCAAACGUAUUUGAGAAAGGCUUUGCUCCGAGGACGUCGAGCCCCGAGCCCAUUGACAAGACGCCCCUCGUCUCUCCGGCCUCUUCGGCGCCGCCGCCUGCGGUCGUCAAGGACCAGGGUCCUCAGCGGGAUGCUUCCGCUCCUGCUGCUGCGGACUCUCAGCCCAACCCACCACCGGGCGAGAACCAGGGUUCCGAGAGCUCGUCGAGGACGCCCACGAAUGAAAGCGGCACGAGUGGUACGACGGCAAAGAGUUCCCCGCCGCCUUCGAGACGCCCUAGCGUGCUGAAACGGACCAUGACCGACACAGAUACUGCCCAGGUAUCGGUUCAGCAGAAACUCAUGGAUGUAAUGGCGCAGCCGUAUCAUGCGGCCGAGCCCCUGCCGCAGCCUCAGCACAGGUCAUCGCUGCCCUUUUCCCCUGCGAUGAAUCCGCCGCCGUCCGCCGUCUCUACCCUACACAACCACCCAUUAAGGGUCGCGCCCGCUGCACAAGCAAUCUUCACCACCACGUCAAAACCGCCAUGGACCAUUGUUACCGCCAACGAUCUUGCUUGCUUGCUGUUCGGCGUCACAGCCGCCGAGAUCAGGAAGAUGGGGAUUCUGGAGGUCGUCCAGGAGGAACGGAGGGCCUGGCUGGUUGGCAAGUUGCAGAAAGGGGCUGGAGAGGAUGUAGGGGAUGUCUCUGAGCCCGAAAUUGCCCAACCAAACCCCGCCGUGCAGACGUCCAAGCUGCUUGGAGGGCGCUCCGGCGGGAUUACGGCAAAACUCCUGAGCAAGCCAAAUUCGAGGUCGCAGACGCCCAAGACUGGUAGGCGACCCGCGACCAUUCACAACGGCGACCCGAGGCCACCGAAGCCAGGACAGGGUCACCGCCAGAACAGCAAGUCCAGGGGCGUGCUUCUCUGUGGAGAUGUUGUCCCAAUCCAGAAACGCAACGGCGCUACCGGUUCUGCCAGUUUUUGGGUCAUUGAGAAGAAGGCUGGCCUGAUCUGGGUUGUGGAAGAGAUCCACGAGGACGUCGCAUACGUCGACGUCGACGAAGAUGGCCUGGUUCUGAAGUUGUCCGGUGCUCUGGGCCCCAUUUGGGGCAAUGAGAACCUGCAGCCAGGUCAGGAUAUCGGAUUGCUCAUCCCUCGCAUUUCGCGGCAGGGCAUCGACCCGCGGUUCGGCGAACUCGACUAUCGGGAGAUUGCCAGGAAAAAGUACUACACUUGCCGCACUAGCCAGGGAGUCAACAUCCCGGCAACGAUAGAACAGGUCAAGGGCUCCACACAGCUCCGCGUGUCCAGCUUUCCGCACAUCGCCGGUAUUGUCGUCGUAUGUCCUGAAAAGCUCACCAUCAAGAGCACGAAUUCCGUCUUCUGUGGGGCGCUCUUUGGCUACGAGAAGCCAGACGGUAUGUCGAUCAACCAUCUAGUGCCCAACUUUGACAAGAUACUCCGCAUCCUCACCGAACGGGACGGCGUCCACCUCGUCGAUGGUAUUGUGGUUCCCGAGCACUCGUUCCGGAAAGCCUCUGCGUAUCUAGCCCUAGAGGAGGGGCGGCCGGACGCUGCUGCGGGGUUCUUACGGCCCGAGAGCCUCCCAGCGCGGCACCGGGACGGCUCCCAGCUCAGGAUCGACAUACAAAUGCGAGUUGUAACGAGCGAGAAGCAAGUGACAACGCACAACGAUGCUGUUUCGGAGAACAGCGAUGGCGAGUCGUCAGCCGGCGAGGGCUCGGAUAAGUUUGUCGUGUCGCAAACGGAGAUGGUCUACGCCCUGUGGAUCACGUAUUCGAGGCACCUCCACGCUUCGCGGACAAGCAAGGGCGUGCCAUCACCACAGCAGCCUUCUGGAACGGCCACACCACUGUACCAACCAUCUCCAGGCCAAACACCGGCCCACACGCCGCUGGAGAUGGUAUCCGAUUCAGAGGAGUCGCAGAAGGGGGAGCCAGAGCCAAGGCCGCCCUCGCUGGCUCGGCAGUUGAAAGAGGCUGCCGCCACAGCGGCGGGCAAGUUAACAGGCUCGCAGAAGGCAUCCGAAUCUCAGCCACCUCAGCCGGCCACCCCGGCGAAGCCGGCAGAGCCACCCCACAAGAAGACCAUAGACGACUUUAUCAUCCUCGAAGACAUGGGCCAGGGCGCCUACGGCCAAGUCAAAUUGGCGCGGUACCGCAGCACCGGCAAGACGUGCGUCCUCAAGUAUGUCACGAAACGCCGCAUUCUCGUGGACACAUGGACGCGCGACCGUAGGCUGGGCACCGUCCCUCUCGAGAUCCACGUACUGGACUAUCUGCGGCGCGACGGGCUGCGACACCCCAACAUCGUGGAGAUGGAAGACUUCUUUGAGGACAGCGUCAACUACUACAUCGAGAUGGCACCUCAUGGCCUCCCCGGGAUGGACCUAUUCGAUUAUAUCGAGCUGCGCACCAAUAUGGAGGAGCAAGAGUGCCGCAGCAUCUUCGUGCAGGUCGCACGCGCCGUCCACCACCUGCACACCAAGGCGCUGGUUGUACACCGCGACAUCAAGGACGAGAACGUCAUCCUGGACGGCGAGGGCCGCAUCAAGCUGAUCGAUUUCGGGAGCGCAGCAUACAUCAAGAGCGGUCCCUUUGAUGUCUUUGUGGGCACCAUUGAUUACGCGGCCCCCGAGGUCCUUGCCGGUAAGCCCUACGGCGGCGAAGAGCAGGAUGUCUGGGCCCUUGGUAUCCUGCUCUAUACCAUCAUCUACAAGGAGAACCCCUUCUACAGUAUCGACGAGAUCAUGGACCGCGAUUUGCGUGUGCCCUACACCAUCAGCGACGAGAGCAUCGAUCUGAUCCGCAAGAUGUUGAAUCGGGACGUCCAGGAGCGCUACACGAUCGACCAGGUCCUGGCACAUCCUUGGUGUCGGGUGGAGACGGCGGUAUGAGCGCAAACCUCGGACUCUCUCCUCCCCGGACGGGAUGGCGGAUGGACGGGACUUGUACAGGACAGACUGUCAUUGAGACGGGCGGUACAAGGUAGGGGGCAGCGAACUAGGCAUCAAAUGUUCUCUGAUGCAGGCACGGAACCAAGCGUAAAGGCACGU